AUGCAUUAUGUUCGUACGCGUAGUGUUGCCUUAAUAGAUAUCCAUCGAAAUUUAAAUUUAUCUCGAGAUAUUGCUAUUUUGACACGUCUUUUCAUUCUUCUUACUUUUAUUAUUAAAGUAGCUAUGCAACAUAUACUUAUUCCUAUUAUUUAUGUUCUGUUUGGUUAUGCUCCAUUAUGGGCAAGUCCAUUCGAAUGGUUUACAACUCUAUUUUCACUUGUUUGUGUUGCAAUCAUUCAAAUAUUUAUCAAUCCUCACUUGAAAAAAUUAUUUGCAAGAACAAAUCAUGUGAAUGUCGAGACGAUAGCAUUACAGCCGGUAACAAUGUAA
Rotaria sp. Silwood2 is the source of this 330-nucleotide messenger RNA. Lineage: Eukaryota; Metazoa; Rotifera; Eurotatoria; Philodinida; Philodinidae. The record is from the annotation of a GenBank genome assembly.